Molecule: messenger RNA, 2924 nt
Organism: Daucus carota subsp. sativus
Lineage: Eukaryota; Viridiplantae; Streptophyta; Magnoliopsida; Apiales; Apiaceae
Exons: 5
Coding region: 362-2608 (748 amino acids)
Molecular function (GO): nucleic acid binding
Source: RefSeq, a predicted model, not a curated record
CCCCUCUUUACCACCGAGCAACCAAAACAUAACAAGAGACGGAGAUAAAUAUAAGCUACACACACCCAGACAAACACCAAAGCCCUAGGUCGUCUAAUUAGGGCUCAAUUACUCGUAACAUCUAAUGGUUUAUUUGUGCUUUCAGGCCCCCGAAUUUAUGGCGUAGACUCAGAUUUGUGCCCUAGUUUCUUCGUUUUUAUAGCCUUUGUGUUGAUUUCUUUGCUUAAUUUGUUUUCUGUUAUAUCUAAUUCUUGUUUGAUUCUCGUAGUCCUAGGCCUUCGUGUUUCGGAGACUCGCAUUUCAAAGCUUUUCGACAUCUCGGCCUGCUGAGUUUUGUGGAAAGUGAAAGUUGGAACUUAAGAUGUCGUCGUAUCCUGUUCUGUAUGAUAAGCCAAUUGAUCAAUGGAAAGUCACUGAGCUAAAAGAAGAACUCAAGAGGCGGAGAUUGACAACGAAGGGGUUAAAAGAUGAUUUGAUUAGGCGCCUGGAUGAAUCUCUUCAGAUGGAAAUUGAAAUUGCUAACAAAAGUGCUGGUAAAGGUUUGGCUUUUCAUCCUGAACCUGUUCAGUAUCAAGACGCUUCAGUAGUGGCUGGAGCUGAUGAGAAAUCUAGUGCUAUUUUUAAUAAGAGUGGUAAGGACACAGAGCUGAAUAGUAAUGUAACUGAGCCGAAUGUUGAUGUCAAUAUGGGGUUGAUGGCUCAAGAACCAGUUGUAGAAGUGGAUACCUUGGAACCCGUCACUAUUGCUGAAACUGCUAUGGAGUCUAUUGUUCAGGAAACAACUUUGGACAUGACUGUUCAGGUGACUACUGUGGAAACCAAACUUAAAUCUGGGGGCCAUGAGUUACAGAACAACGGAGCUCAGAGCCAGAGUGAGGCUUUAGAUAUCCAAAUGCAGGACGAGAAGUUAGAUCCUUCACAUGAGCUCGCCAAACUCAGUUCAUCUGAUCUUGAAACCCAGGUAUUUGAGGUCAACAAAGUAAAAUCUGAUUCUAUUUCUACUGAUAAUGUCCCGGUUAAUGAAAAAAUUGAGGAUCUGAACAUCCAACCGCAGAACGAGGAGUCAAAUCCUCAUCAAGAGGAGGCCAAUCCCAACUCCUUUGCUCUUGAAACCCAGGUAUAUGAGGUCAGCAAAGUAACAUCUGAUUCUAUUUCUACUGAUAACAUUUCAAUUAAUGAAAAAUUAGAACUAAAGGAUAAUAUAAUUGCUGCUGAUGUCAAAUUAGAGUUUGAUGUUAAGCAUAUUAGGCAAGAGCCAUCAUCCGGCCAUGUUGGCCUGGAUGAUGGCGGUUUACAGCCAAUGGAUGUCAAAGGGCCACAAGAAAAUGAAGUUAAAUUUGAAGUUACUGGAACUAAUGCUGAUGAUUCAAAUCUAGAGAAGAAAAAUCAUAGUGGUGAUGUGGAGUUCUCAAAAACGUCACACUUAGAUCGAAGUUCUGGGGACAAUUCAAUUGAGGAUGGUAUAUUAGAGAGUAAGCAGACAGAGUCAAUAUCGUUAUUUGUUGAAUCAAGUGAUAAGAUAGAGAGGAGGGAGGUGACUGUAGCGAGAGAACAAGUUCCUGUUGUAACUAUGGUUGAUGAUACUAGGACUGAUGGAAAAACUGAGCAGAAAAAUGUUCCUGACGUUGCAUCCACAAAACGAAAACCUCAUGCAGACCAAGGAACAGUAGGGAAUUUUGAUACUGCAAAAAAGCAGCGCAGGUGGAACAAUGAAGGACUUAAAGUUCUUGAACCAAAUAAUGACAAUGCGUCACCAUCUAUAACACCAAGGGGUACAUUUCAGUCAAAUGCCAAACAUACUAUUUUGAGACCUGACCCUAUGGCCAGUGUUGAGACACCUAAAGAGCGUGUCGUUCCACCAUCGUCAAGGUCACCGACAUCUGCUCUUAGGAUUGAUCGUUUUUUGCGUCCUUUUACUUUGAAAGCUGUGCAAGAACUUCUUGGAAAAACAGGCACUGUCACGAAAUUCUGGAUGGAUCAUAUCAAAACUCACUGCUACGUCAAUUUUUCAUCCAUUGAGGAAGCAAUAGAGACCCGAAAUGCUGUAUACAACCUUCAAUGGCCAGCAAAUGGAGGUCGCCUUUUAGUUGCCGAGUUUGUUGAACCUCAGGAAGUGCAAAUGAGAAUUGAGGCUCCUCACUCUCCAGCUGCUUCUGUUAAUACAGUUCCUAUCCUGCCUGCUGUUCCUACCCCUAUGCAGUCACAGCCAUAUCCCCGUGUGCAGGUGCUGAGGAAGGCACCUCCACCUCUGCCUGUUCUCCCCCGGCCACCACCGACAGUGUCCAAUCCACUAGCAGGAAGGGAGCGGGGUCUCCAUCCGCCACCACCAACAGUGUCCAAUUCACCAGCAGCAAGGGAGCGGGCUCUUCCUCCACCACCACCUCCACCAGUGUCCAAUCCAUCAGCAGCAAGAGAACAGGAUCUCUCUCCACCCCCACUCCCCGAAAGAGUCAUGGUCCCUGAAAAAGUUGACCCGCCCGUUGUCACUCUUGAUGAUCUCUUUAGGAAGACCAGGGCAACUCCUCGUAUCUAUUACUUACCGUUGUCUGACGAACAAGUAAAAGCCAAGGAAAAUGCCCAUGGAAAGCCAUCUAGCAGCAGGGACUAGGCUAUAACUUAAGCAAGCUGCUCUCAUAUUUUCUAAUGGAUUUCUCACUUUUUAAUGUAGUAAUAAGCUAGUGUCAUGUAAUUACCUAUUUGCAGGUCUGCAGGUAAUGCUUGUAGGAAGGAACUUUGUAGGAGCUGGCUCUUUGACGGAUUUUACUUUUCCUGAAAAAGAUUGCCCUUUUGUUGAGGCUAAACCCUAAAUUUGGAUUUGAACUUGCUAAAUCUACAUUCCUGUUUCUUAAUAGGAUUAAGGCUGAACUCAGAUAUGGAUUUGAACUUUGCUACCUAUUUCUUAAUAGAUUGAUGCUUGUUAAAUA